This is a messenger RNA of Varroa destructor (honeybee mite), 6025 nucleotides long. RefSeq lists its product as uncharacterized. Gene Ontology annotation, cellular component: endoplasmic reticulum membrane. Gene Ontology annotation, biological process: regulation of store-operated calcium entry. Lineage: Eukaryota; Metazoa; Arthropoda; Arachnida; Mesostigmata; Varroidae. The record is from RefSeq and is a predicted model, not a curated record.
CCUCCUCCUCCGGAACCCGGUGGACCCGCGCGAAUGAGCAGCAGAAGCACUCUAAGCAAAUACAAUAAGCGGUCAGACGAUAGCCAAGUCAGUCAGCCAACGAAUUGGCCAACGGGUUACAUCGUCGGAGACCAUCGCGCUGAUAAGGACAGAUGGCCGAACGGACGCGUUCUACAUAGAUAGACAGAUCAAGCUAACACACACCCACACAUUCAAUGCAAGCCCGACCACCAGGACUACUGCGAUGACGAUUGUCACGACGGUUACAGACGAUCAGAACAAACUUUGAAGGGAGUAAUCGAUAUCGAUAUUUGUGGUCGUCGUUUCUAUCCGCAGAAUUCUGUUCGGGCAUCGCCGGUGGAGGCUAUGCGGUUUCCGUACCGUUCACAGGAUCAGCCCGCUUGUAGAUACCCCUCAUGCUACGUGUUCUUGAGCAGUUUCCGGAAAGCUGCAGCUUUCAAUGUGGAGUUUCGGUGUACACCUGUCUAGCUUCUUGUGCACGCUACAACUAGGUCCUAACUUGAUUACUGGCCUGUUCGAAUACUGUUAGGAUUGCGCUCUGUGUCGUGCAAGGAUAAACGGUCUAAAUGUAUCGAGAGUCGUCUUAGCCGCCUGUAGUAGUAAAUACUACCUGUCAUGUUUAGAUGGAGCGCAUCUGUGCAUGUCUAGCACAUGCCAAACAGUUAAAUUUUGUUUCUAGGCGGUGCCGCUGGCCGCGGCCUGUUUGAGCUGAAGGACCAUAUACCAUAGAGCAGUCCAGUCUGCCACUGAAGCUUAUUUGAAAUACCCUCGACUGAACGAAACAAAGUGCCCUACAGUGAGUGCCUCUGAGGAACCGGAGAAAGCUGACAACGAGAUAUCGGAAAAACACAAAGACAAGAGUCCCAUUUACUAAGUACCACUGUUUGCUUCUUGCUGAACAAAACGCACUAACUUGACGGAUGCAAAAUAAGAGGACAACAUAUUAUAGUUGUGUUCAUAUCGAAAUCGCUGAUGUGAUGAGUCUACUUCAAUGAAGAUUUCCAGUUGGAUUAGGCUAUUUCAGCAGGGACCACUAGCCUCCAGCUUGUCUUUCCAACGCGUGGCACUCAGCCUUGAUUUAUCCCUCCGGCCAUCCAAAUUUUACUGGACACGACCGGAAUGGUACACCGAGCGAAUGGAUUACAUUCCCAGAUAAUCGCGUUCAGAUAAUCGCGGCACCGGGACUCGAAAAUGUCCACAUGUGAGAUACUGCAUCGUGUCAUUUCACACUAAGCCCGACAUUGAAUUAUGUGAUUUAUAGCAGAAGCUAUACAUGUGGCCUAAUGUUGAAUUAGCGACCGCGCCUGCCGACCUGAUGCCAAAAUCCACGAUCUGUGUUUCUAGCGAACAUAGCGGAAAGUUAUAUUCUUACCUUUAUCGAUGCUGAUGUCUACAUAUACCUGUCUCAUUGCACUUUGCUGUUUCAAUCUCUCAUAGCUAUAAUCGCGCUCACGGAUGGACGGCCUAGAUCUUUGGCGUCAAAAGGCACUAUACCAGCCUUCUCAGGAGCAACUUAUCUACUGUAUCCUAUUCGAAUCUAAAUUAAAAUCAUGAGAGCAGAUCUGGAACUGUGGAUUGACUAACUCAGCAACGUGCAUCCGUACUCCUAAUCGAGUACAGUCCGCUUAGCUGCUCUUGAGAGAUCGAGGUAAUUUUCAUUAAGAAUCAGCAAUAUAAAAACAAAAGUAUGAAUCCUAGAAUGAUCCGUAUGGCGGUUGUGCUGGUCGCGGUGACUCUGAUUACAGUUGAAGUAAACGCCUCAGAAGAUAGUGAACGCAAUACGAUGAGCACGGCAACAGCUGGAAAACGCGGAAGCGACCCGAAGCCAGCCGAUAACAAGGACUCAGAUCAUGGGAGCGGGGAUGGUGAAGACGCAGAUUCCGAUAAGUACGGUAACUCGAACGAUCAUGAGUUCGUACUUCAAUCAGUCACGGGCGCAUCCCCUCAAUGGAGUGAUACUAAGGUUCCUAUUCUGCGAGACGAUGAACGCGUUCUUGAAGAAAAAACCGAUCCUGACGCAAAAUAUGUAGGAUCUAGCGAAAGGGUAAUUGUAUUUCAUAACGAGCAGAUGGCGUUUGUAAACUCGGCCGGUGGAGAUGAUCAUGAUUCUAGUAGUUCUCCUCAAACAGAUCCACAUGGUCACAGCCAUAAGCACGAUCCAUUGCAUGAACCUACUUCCGAACAUGUCCCGACAGAUAGUGGCCAUGAAUCUGCAGCGGAUCAACUCCAUGCAAAAACAACGAAUCAUGUGGCAGAUUCUGCAGACGGUGAUCUAAAUGUGACAGAGCAUGUAACGCAUGGAAAAGAAGUCAUGCUAAAGGAACAUAAUGAUGGCAACGGUACGAAUCAGUUGGUUGAAACAGACGAAAAAGACGCGAAGGUCACAACGAUAGGUGCAAGUGUUUCGGGUAAUACGAAACCUGAGUUAAAUAAAGAUUCUUAUCUAAUACCAACAGACAGCGAAACUGAUAGCAGUGAGGAAGGUCAUCACCACGCGAAAUCGACCAUUGUUCCAAGCUUUCCAAACGAAACAGAGAAGACACACGUAAACAAUGCUGAAGUCGGUCCAGAAAACGCAAAUAAGGUAGAAGACCCGGUUUCCAUAACUGAGGGCGCCGCAAGCGAGCUCCUACACAAUAUCUCGUCAUCAGGUAUUGUAAGCACUGAAAGGACAAACGUUACAACGAAGGCUAAUAAUAUUCAGACUGGCAUGAUUCCAGUGAAGUUUCACAAUCCGCCGGUGUCAUCAGAAGCGGUGGUGUCCUCUGCUAAUGAAACCACUACCGAAGCGGUGCCUUCAACGACGACAAUUGCAGGUAUGAACGGUUUUACAAAUGUAGGCGACACUAAAGAUACUGAUCCUGAUCAGACCAGUGAAGUGGUGCCUGAUCAUGAUAAGAAAAAGCUAGAUUUAGAUGCUCUGGACUCUCUGAAACUCACCAAAAUCGUAUUUAAAGAUGGAGCAAUAAUUGCGUGCAAGGUUGACUGCCCGAAGAACGGUCGUCGUCCCACGAUAACAUGCUUGGGUCCACUCUGUAAUAAGGCUCCCAGAGUAACUAUGAUUACGUGUUACAAUGAAGGAAAUGAAACACACAAAGCAGAGAACCUGGAGAAGCAGAAAGCUAAUCACUCUAAUUCUAGUUUGAGACGUUUCGCGCUACCUUUCCAAUGGGGUUGUGGGGCGGACGAACUAGAAUCGGAGUUUAAGGUGAAGGAACCACAGGUCUGGUGUGACGGUUACAAGUAUUUUGGUGAUCGAUGGAUUCUAGCUAAUUCGUGCUCGUUGAAUUACCGCAUUGAUCGUCUGAAUAGUUCUGCUCUACAAGGGCUUGCGGAAUCGAAUUAUGGGUUCAUUACUGGUUCUCUGAUUGCUAUCGCCUGCUUUGGCGUUGCUCUCCUGGUCAUCAAAGCAGCAAUAGCGAAACAACGUCAUGGAAUCUGGUUUCCAGCGUAUUCCGCUAUACCCCUUAAGGCUCGCAAGAAAUUUCGACGGAAGCGCCAAAACGAUGACCACGAACCGGUUGACGUUAAUUUUGACAUGAGCGAAUAGCGGACAACGUUACAAGGUUGCCAGACGCAAAGCUGCGAAAAAAUUAAUUGAGAUGUCUCGCCUUCUACGUGUUACCGUUACCGAUAUGUUAUCUGUGUAGGUCGGUGGCGGAAAUACAAACAUGUAUGCAACAAAGGCGAAUCGUUCGCCGAAUAGCAAAGCGCAUCAGCUUUAUGGUGGAAAAUACACGAGACAAGCUCAAAAUUGCGCUCAAUCAAUAGCCAUAUUAAGAAGUUUUGUUUCUUGGCAUUCGUGAAGAUCUUCGACCGUUAGUAUGAUUCAGUACCUUAUAAAUUAGUGUUCGUAAGCCUUGUCGGUACUGUACAGAACUCCUAUACAAGUGAUUGAAGGUAAGCGAUCGGUGCGUCAGCCAUUGCAGUGUUAACCAAUAGUUAAUUAGUAUCUAAUCAAGCGUAAAAAAACAAUAAACUAAUAACAAAUAGGUACUAAUAGUAUGAAUAAGUUAUAGGUACUUUUGUAAACUGACCUUAAUUAUUCGAAGUUGUGGUCUAUGUUGCCAGAGCGGCUCACACACUCCAUUUGUUUCCUACAAAAGUUUAUACACACAGUUUGACUUUGUGGUCGUGUGCACUUAAAAUUGUGGUCAAAUAGUAGCGAUAGAUCAUCAGUUCGUAUGCGAUUUUGUAAAGUAUACUAAACGUAACAGAUCUACCAGGACUGUCUGUAAGAAACCAUGAUUAGCUAUUUUGUAGUUUUUAGUCGUGUUUUUUAAAAUAUUAUAGUUAUUGUAGAGAAAGCCGAUGUAUGUUUAUAGUGGCACUAUUGAUCAUAAAGAGCUUUGUACGAAAAAAAAGAGGCCUCUGGAGAAAAAAAGGAAAAAAAAAGAAGAGAUGUUCACAGAUCACAUAAAAGUAGAAGGUGAAGUGAUUCUUUAUUGUUAGGCACAAUAUACAUAAAGAUUUAUCGUGUCUUUACUUAGCUAUAACUCUGUUACACUGAGAAAGACAAAGACUAUAUUCAACAACAAUCAAGAUAAAUAAAGCUGUGGUAUUUUUAUUGAAAACCAGAAAAAUGUUGGUCUUUCAUUGUUAGCCGUAUGGUGCCUUCGAAGCUGUGUAAACUGUUACCCCGACACCAGCGACUAAUGACUCAUGUCGCCAUUAGUUAGACAGGUCAAGCUGAACCUGCAGGGAAAAAGACGAAUACGAUUGUCUUUCCGUAAAUGUCGGCAAAUUAAAAUGAAAACUCUAUCGGACCCAGAUUUCAGUCAGAUUUAUUGUUCAGUAAUAAAAACGUCUGCCAUAUGUUACCUAUUUUGUUGUAACGUUUUUGAAGUAAACAUGGCUAUUUUGGUAUCAUCGUUCGAUUUCCAUAUUGCCUUUUACUCUCUGUUGGGCUACCCAUUUUUAUUCAUUUUAAGCGACCUUUUCCGUCCGACCAGCAUAACCUUCCCCACAUACCGAUAAUCACUUGGCUUCAACUAGCUUUUCUAGUAUCCGCUCGAAAGGGAUUGUUCUGAAGAUAUGAAGAAAGCGGGGGAUGUGACGCGACCCUGCAUAUAACAGGUGUCGAAUGUUUAGAGGCUUCUUUUUUAAAAUUUCUCUCUUCACGUCAGAGACGGUAGUGUAUUGGCACUGACCGGCCACUGAACGAAGCAGUCCUGCAAACGAACCCAUCUGUACCCCUCGAAGCUUGAACUUUAUACAUUUCAGUCCUAUUUUUUGUGUGGUAGGUUUGUUCUCAUAUAUCUUAGACACAGCAAGUAGUUUUUGGUUUCAUCCUCACAUAUAUAUGUAUAUAUAUAUAUAUAUAUAUAUGUGAGUUAUGGCUCACAUAUGUACAAUAGAAUAGCGUUUCAUUUGCGGAAGUCUCGCUUAUUUCGUCAGGCUGAAGUGGCGGUUCAGCCAAUUUCGAACGAAUGGUCUUUCACAGUCCGCAGUAGGAUUUCUAGAUCUGCUUUAGAUAACUUAUCGUCACAUCAUUUAAAUACAAGACAACCCCUACUGCUCUAUGUGUUGACAAAUAGAUUUAAAUAUACUUGUUAAUUAUUUCUUUUCUAUAUAUUAUUGUCGGGGCUGACUGGCGCCCUAGAAAGAACGGGCUUUGCGUUUCCGUAUAUAUAUUAUUACAAUGAAUUAUAUUAUUAAUACUAUGCUUAUAUAGGAGCCUUACGACGCCGUAAUUGCUUUUAAUUAUAAUAGAAAUUAUUAUAAUAUGGCUUAGCUAUCACUGAACGACAGAAAGCCGUUCUGCUUUGAUACUUGCGUUCGUGUUCCCCAUAUAUAUAAUGUAUAAUAUCUUAGUGUAACGUUUCCUUGAUUCUUUUAUAAUGUAUUCAUGUGUAUUUGUGUUUUUUUUUCCUUUCGGCAUAUUCUAGUUGUUCUCAUUUUGUCUUGGUAUCAGUGCGUCACUUUACCUCGUUUUGUUGUUGUUUGACCGUGUUUGUUGUUUAUGUAGUUGUGAUGUAGACAAAAAAAAAAAAAAAAAAAAAAU